AUGAACCGCAUGCAGUUGGCCACCCUCCUUGCCAUACGGGCAGGCAGCUAUUGCCAGAAAGAAAGCAUGAGUGGGCAGGAGACUACUCUGAAAGGCCAUUCCUAUCAAGGUGGCUUUGGAACCACAGUCGCCACCUCCGUGACAGAGAAUCGGGGCAGUAUGGAGCCAGGUUCUAGCCCUUGA
Molecule: messenger RNA, 183 nt
Organism: Pyricularia oryzae 70-15
Lineage: Eukaryota; Fungi; Ascomycota; Sordariomycetes; Magnaporthales; Pyriculariaceae
Exons: 2
Coding region: 1-183 (60 amino acids)
Source: RefSeq, a predicted model, not a curated record